This is a messenger RNA of Aricia agestis (brown argus), 1394 nucleotides long. RefSeq names its product tachykinin-like peptides receptor 86C (gene NGR-A32). The transcript has 11 exons. Gene Ontology annotation, cellular component: plasma membrane. Bases 1 to 1296 code for a protein of 431 amino acids. NCBI's taxonomy places the organism in Eukaryota, Metazoa, Arthropoda, Insecta, Lepidoptera, Lycaenidae. Gene Ontology annotation, biological process: G protein-coupled receptor signaling pathway. Gene Ontology annotation, molecular function: tachykinin receptor activity. The record is from RefSeq and is a predicted model, not a curated record.
AUGGGGGCGAUAUCGAACAUAUCGCUGGAGCGGGAGAGGUUCCACUUCAAUCACUUCCGGCCAUCGAACAUGCAAGAUGUUGAGGUGUACUACACGUGGGAGAUGGACUUCAACAGGAGUUUACUUGGCGCUGCUACCCUGCUGAUUCCGAAGAAACCGACCUCUUCACCGGUUUCCGCAACUAUGCCAGUAUGGGCACACAACUCCUGGGUGUGUGUGUUUGCGGCCAUGUUGGCUGUGGCCAUUGGGGGAAAUGCGAUCGUUAUCUGGAUUGUUACAGCACAUCGUCGGAUGCGAACAGUGACCAACUACUUCCUUGUUAACCUGUCUUUCGCUGACCUGAUGAUGGCAUCGCUCAACUGCUUGUUCAACUUCAUCUACAUGCUACACAGUGACUGGGUGUUCGGCGUGCGCUACUGUCAGCUGAGCAACUUCAUCGCGAAUGUGACGGUCGCCGCCAGCGUGUUCACUCUCACGGGAAUCUCCUUCGACAGAUAUCAGGCCAUUGUGAGGCCAAUGAGGCCGCGUAUGUCGAAGACUUGCUCGCUGAUAAUGAUAGGAGUCAUUUGGCUGAGUGGCAUGCUGCUUGCCAUACCCUGCCUGUUGUAUUCCACCACAAAGGAGUACAGAUCAAAAGGAACACUGAAGACGGCAUGUCUAUUGUCUUGGCCUGACGGCUUACCCGAUGUGUCCUACAUGGAUUUUAUCUACCAGGUCCUGUUCUUCGUGAUAACGUACGCGGUACCGAUGCUGGGAAUGACGUUCUUCUACUCCGCCAUGGGGAAGGUGCUGUGGGGUUCCCGGUCUAUUGGGGAACUGACGCAGAGGCAGCUGGACUCGAUACGGAGCAAGAGAAAGGUGGUGAAAAUGUUCAUCCUGGUGAUAGUGAUCUUCGGCAUCUGCUGGCUGCCGUACCACUCCUACUUCAUCUACACCCACUUCAACCCCUCCAUCCUCUACAUGAAGUAUGUCCAGCACGUCUACCUGGCCUUCUACUGGCUGGCCAUGGCCAACGCGAUGGUCAACCCCAUCAUAUACUACUGGAUGAAUGCUAAGUUCCGCUCGUACUUCCGCACGGCCAUCUUGUGCCGGUGGCGGGACACCUGCCUGCGCCGGAAGCGCCCCCUGCCGGACUCCCCCCCGGACAACUCCCACUCUGCCAGCAGAUCCAGAUCAGGUUUUUACUCGUUAACAUAUCGAGGAACACAAAGGCUUCGGAAGAAGUGCGCGAGUCGAGUGGGGGAGCUGUGCGCGCGUCGGCGGCCAGAGGUCGCUGAGACCGCCUUCGCUUGCUAGCUGCCCGAGGUGCCCGCAUAGGACUUACUACGAUGCGUUCAUCCACGGACUCAAAGUGUAAGCGUUCGUUUUCUAUUGGACUUUUGAUCUCAUUAUAA